GUUUGCUAGUCGUCUUCCCAUCAGCCCCUUUGACACGUGGAGGACGCGAGGGAGCUGUGAGGGUGUGCGGUCGUGUUUCUGCCAUCCGGACUCUUUUUCCUCUAGUGACACUCAUCUGUGUGAAAUAUGAGUUGGCGAGGAAGAUCAACCUAUCGGCCUAGACCAAGACGCUAUGUGGAACCUCCUGAGGCGAUUGGGCCUAUGCUGCCCGAGCAGUUCAGUGAUGAAGAAUUGGAACCACCAAAACCUGAAGAAGGGGAACCAGCAACUGAAAGUCAGGUUUCUGUACCUGCUCAGGAGGGAGAGGAUGAGGGAGCAUCUGCAGGUCAAGGGCAGGAGCCUGAAGCUGAUAGCCAGGAACAGGUUCACCCAAAGACUGGGUGUGAGCGUGGAGAUGGUCCUGAUGUCCAGGAGAUGCGCCUGCCAAAUCCAGAGCAGGCGAAACCGCCAGAAGCAGGUGAAAAGCAAUCACAGCAUUAAAAGAAGACACGCUGAAAUGAUGCUGCUUUCAUGUUGGAAAGUUGUUCAUUAAAGUUCUCUCAAUAAAGCUUUACAGCCUUUUGCAAAGAA
Messenger RNA from Sapajus apella (tufted capuchin), 570 nucleotides. Its product is annotated as G antigen 10-like. The transcript is spliced from 5 exons. Bases 127 to 480 code for a protein of 117 amino acids. The record is from RefSeq and is a predicted model, not a curated record. NCBI's taxonomy places the organism in Eukaryota, Metazoa, Chordata, Mammalia, Primates, Cebidae.